Tachysurus vachellii is the source of this 1463-nucleotide messenger RNA. It is a transcript of the gene gtf2a1l, whose product is annotated as general transcription factor IIA, 1-like. NCBI's taxonomy places the organism in Eukaryota, Metazoa, Chordata, Actinopteri, Siluriformes, Bagridae. Gene Ontology annotation, biological process: transcription initiation at RNA polymerase II promoter; transcription by RNA polymerase II. The record is from RefSeq and is a predicted model, not a curated record. The transcript has 9 exons. The coding region runs from base 91 to 1443 and encodes 450 amino acids. Gene Ontology annotation, cellular component: transcription factor TFIIA complex.
CUCAAAAUCAACCCUAGACCGAUACACUGAAUUAACACCUUGUGUUGUGCCUGAGCUGCGAUGCUAAAUGAGUAGCUAAAAGCAACAAAAAUGCUUUCAAAUUCUAACAUACUACCUAAACUUUAUCUAUCCAUCAUUGAUGAUGUGAUAGAGAGCGUCCGAGAGCUGUUUAUUGAUGAAGGAGUGGAAGAGAAAGUAUUAGAUGACCUCAGGCAGCUGUGGGAGUCAAAGGUCCUGCAGUCUAAAGCCGUGGAAGGAUUUGCUAAAGAAAACAUCAACCCAUCCAAUUUUGUUCUGCAGCUUCCUGCAAAUUAUUCCCAAACGCUCCAGAAAUCCACUACAGCUUCUGGGGUUCUUCCUGCCAGGCAGCAGAGUUUUACAGGGAAGGCUAACAACACCGGCACCAUUGCGACUUUUUCUCUGCCACCCGGAGUCACAUAUCCUGUUCAGAUCCCUGCAGGUGUGACGCUCCAGACUGCUUCAGGCCACUUUUAUAAAGUGAACGUCCCUGUGAUGGUGACUCAGGCUCCGGGUUGCCAGCGCAUACCUCCACAAUCCAACCUUCCCCAUGUGGAGCAGAGAAACAUGUCCUCUGGUGUCAUUCAUAACCUCGCUGCCUCCCAGGUGCCUCCUCCACCUCCACGUCAGUGUCCCCAGUCCAUACCUUCUCCUCAAACCACCACACCUCUGAUGCCCCAACAGCGACCGGUUCUUCAGGUCCCGAUGGUUCCUCCGGUUCCUGAGCCUCCGGUUAACCCCCAGCCUUCAGAGUCGCCCAUAGGAAACCUGGACGAGUUCACGCUGGACGGAAUUGACUUCAGCCCACAGCCGCUGGACAUGAGCACUCCAACAUGCCUCUCGGCGGAGCAGAUGGUGGAGAGGGCUGUUAAAGUGGCAGCAGCAGCCAGGCUUAAUGCUGAGGACACACUGAGUCAUUUCCUGUCUGAUUUGGAAAAGACACCUGAUGCACUUAAGCUGGAUAUGGACCUCCUGAGGGACUACAACUUCAAUGAGUUGACAGACAUCCCGCAGCUCGACGGCAUGUGUGACAGCAGCUCAGAGGCUGGAGAUGAUCUGGAGGAGGCAAGAGAGGAUCGAGGGCGUGUUGGGGAAAACGAGUUCCUGGGCAUGAUCGACGCUGAGGCUCUGCAGGCGCUCCAGGGGCUCGGAGGAAGCAGCGAUGGAAACAGCAGCUCCAGCAGUGACGGGGAUGAUCCUGAGCUGGAGGAGGAGGAAGAGGAAGAGGAUCCUCUGAACUCUGGAGACGACGUAAGCGAGCAAGACAUCCCUGAGAUCUUCGAUACUGAGAACGUUAUUGUCUGUCAGUAUGAUAAGAUUCAUCGCAGUAAAAACAGGUGGAAGUUUUACCUGAAAGACGGAGUGAUGUGUUACGGAGGGAAGGACUACGUUUUCUCCAAAGCUGUCGGCGAGGCUGAGUGGUGAGACUGCGGGAAAAACAUGAG